AUGAAUCCUGCCCUGCCUUGGAUCCUUCCUCUUGGAUGUGCGCUGCUCCUCACAAAGGCAGCCGAAUGCUUUAUCUUGCCCAACUCGAGUCACCUGGAGAGCAUUUUGAGUAAAUAUCAGGAUGGCGAAACUCAUUCCAGAUCCAAGAGAGCCAUUUUAUUCUCAGACAGACAAGAAAUAUUGAUGCUCCACAAUAAGUUGAGAGGCCAAGUGUAUCCGGUGGCCUCUAAUAUGGAAUACAUGACCUGGGACGAUGAGCUGGAAAGGUCAGCCCACGCUUGGGCUCAGCAGUGCAUCUGGGACCAUGGGCCUAGUGCCCUCAUCAGGUCGAUUGGCCAGAACUUGGCAGUUCACUGGGGCAGGUAUCGGUCUCCAGCUUUCCACGUCCAGUCUUGGUACGACGAGGUGAAAGACUACACGUACCCAUAUCCCCACGAGUGCAACCCGUGGUGCCCCGAGAAAUGCACUGGCUCGAUGUGCACGCAUUACACCCAGAUAGUCUGGGCCACGACGAACAAGGUCGGCUGUGCCGUCAACGUCUGCAAGCAGAUGAACGUCUGGGGCGAAAUCUGGGAAAACGCCGUCUACCUGGUCUGCAACUACUCGCCGAAGUAA
Molecule: messenger RNA, 615 nt
Organism: Phaethon lepturus (White-tailed tropicbird)
Lineage: Eukaryota; Metazoa; Chordata; Aves; Phaethontiformes; Phaethontidae
Product: cysteine-rich secretory protein LCCL domain-containing 2-like
Exons: 4
Coding region: 1-615 (204 amino acids)
Molecular function (GO): glycosaminoglycan binding
Source: RefSeq, a predicted model, not a curated record